AUCCUCCAGGAGAUCCGGAACCGGACCAUCAGAGCCAUGUGCAGACAGAGGAACUCGGCCCACAAUAUUUGGUCCCUGAGCCCCCUACAGAGGAAGACCCUGCUGCAGCACGUCCUGGUCAACGACAAGUAUCGCUUCCUGUACUGCUACGUCCCCAAAGUGGCCUGCUCCAACUGGAAGAGGGUUCUGAAGGUCCUGAGCGGAGCMCUGGAGAGCGUGGACGUCAGCGUCAAGAUGGACCACCACAGCGACCUGCUCUUCCUGUCCUCUCUGAAGCCAGAGGAGAUCCGCUAUCGACUCCUGCAYUACUUCAAGUUCAUGUUUGUGCGGGAGCCCAUGGAGCGCCUGCUGUCGGCCUACAGGAACAAGUUCGGAGAGAUCCAGUCCUACCAGAAGAAGUACGGCGUGGAGAUCAUAAAGCGGUACAGAAAGGGCCGGGGCAAAGGCUCCGCUGUGACCGGAGACGACGUGACGUUUGUGGAGUUCGUGCGCUACCUGCUGGAGGAGGACGUGGAGCGCAUGAACGAGCACUGGAUGCCCAUGUACAACCUGUGCCAGCCGUGCGCCGUCUCCUACGACUUCAUCGGCUCCUACGAGCACCUGGAGGCGGACGCAGAGUUCGUGCUGCAGAGCAUCAAAGCUCCAGCUUCCCUCCACUUCCCCCAGAGACAAACGUGGUACAAGCCCAUCACCACAGAAACCUUACACUACUACUUGUGCACGCUGCCGCAGAAACUGGUGCAGGAACUUUUACCAAAGUAUAUUUUAGAUUUUUCUCUGUUCGCCUACCCUCUCCCCAACACAACCUCAGAACACUGCCGGCAUUAAAGCUGCUGCUUUAAUCACUUCUCUGCGUUAUAGAAAACAGUAUUUAAAGACGUUUUUUACUACAGAUGUGUGCGUGAGAGUUCAGGACCACUAAAGACUGAAAGACAAAGAACUGUUACAGUAAAGUAUAAAUGUUUAGUGACCUCAGUCAACAUUCUGUGGUUUAGCAGGCUAAAACACCAACAUACUUUCAUUGAUAACUUUUUUAAUAAAACACAAUCAUAUUUUA
Austrofundulus limnaeus is the source of this 1057-nucleotide messenger RNA. It is a transcript of the gene chst14, whose product is annotated as carbohydrate (N-acetylgalactosamine 4-0) sulfotransferase 14. Gene Ontology annotation, cellular component: membrane. The record is from RefSeq and is a predicted model, not a curated record. NCBI's taxonomy places the organism in Eukaryota, Metazoa, Chordata, Actinopteri, Cyprinodontiformes, Rivulidae. Gene Ontology annotation, molecular function: sulfotransferase activity. Gene Ontology annotation, biological process: dermatan sulfate proteoglycan metabolic process; carbohydrate biosynthetic process.